AUGGAGCUUUGGAGCCAUUUGGGAGAAGGAGUGUUGGAGACGUCAAGACCAAAGAGCAACCAGGAUGCGAACCAGGAUCAGGAACCCGUUUGUCACCUUUCCUUGACCAAGAAGAGAGUUGACCACAUCCAAGUGAAACGCGGCGUUUUGGAGCUUAAAUCUUGGGGAAGGAAAGAAGAAGGGUGUAUGCAAACACGCUCUCGCGGCAAAUCAAACUUGUUAAGCUCCGACGAACUUCAACGAGCUGAACGAGCUAAACGCGAGCGUCAACGGCAGAACAGAGUAGAAGCAGAGUCGAGUUCGGAUUUCAGACAGGCUCCGAGUUACACUCAGUGA
This is a messenger RNA of Microthlaspi erraticum, 336 nucleotides long. Lineage: Eukaryota; Viridiplantae; Streptophyta; Magnoliopsida; Brassicales; Brassicaceae. The record is from the annotation of a GenBank genome assembly.